Pelmatolapia mariae (spotted tilapia) is the source of this 1417-nucleotide messenger RNA. It is a transcript of the gene gp1bb, whose product is annotated as glycoprotein Ib platelet subunit beta. The coding region runs from base 116 to 730 and encodes 204 amino acids. The record is from RefSeq and is a predicted model, not a curated record. The transcript has 2 exons. NCBI's taxonomy places the organism in Eukaryota, Metazoa, Chordata, Actinopteri, Cichliformes, Cichlidae.
UUUGACAGCGGUCUUUAUCAGUGAGAGCCAGCUGGCAGUAGCACACACUCUGAGAGCAACUGUAAAAAACAGAGUCAUCUCCCGAAGACGCGACACACUGAAGUGAUUAGGAACCAUGAAGAAGUUUCUGCUCAUGUGUCUGCUCCUCUUGUUUGGAGGUCAAAGGUCCUCCGCCUGUCCCCAUCUCUGCUCCUGUCACAGCAGCCAGGUGGACUGCAGCAGCAGAUCUCUCACAGCUUCUUCGCUGCCUUCCAGUUUCUCUGCUGGGACCUCCGAGCUCCGUCUCCACAAUAACCUGCUGACCACACUCCCUAACGGGCUCCUGGACGAUCUGACCUCCCUCCGCUCCGUCUCUCUUCACGGUAACCCCUGGGCGUGUGACUGCGGCAUCCUCUAUCUGCGAGCCUGGCUGCUGCGCCAACCUGCUGGCAGCACAUCACACGUGGGCGUCAACUGCAGCUCCCCACCCAAACUGAGAGGUCGGCUGGUGGCGUAUUUAACUGAGCAGGAGGUGCUGGACUCCUGCCACUACUGGUACUGUGACCUGGCUUUGGCCUCGCAGGUGUGUCUGCUUGUAUUUGUGGUCGUGCAGGCGGCUCUGCUCGUGGCUCUCAUCUUCUUCCUCAAGAGGUUUGAGAAGGUGUCUAAAGAAGCAAAGAGAAUAACAGAGGAGAGCUUUACCCCCGCGGAUGGUCAGAGGGAGAAUGAGUACAUGCCUUUAAAGCCGUGAUGUGCGAAGGGCUGAUCAGCAUUUGAACACCAGGGAUGAAACCUCUGUUACUGUGAUUUUAAGUUCAGGUGACGAGUUGAAGGAGUAACCUGAAAAUAAAUAUAUUCAGAUAUGUAGAAACAUAAAUAUAUUAAACACACCAAGUUUCAGCUUCGUUUCAGGAGAGCACUCGUGAGGAAGAUUUUAGAUCUGAAAGGCUUUGAUAUAGUUUUUCCCUUUAAUUUGUCACAUGUCCAGUUGCAGACCACAGUAGACCACUGUAAAAUAAACUAAAUAAAAACAAAGAUUAUUUUAUCUGAGAGUAAAUAAACUAAGGUGUUAAUAAUAUCAUUGCGUUUGCUCUUUACACGUAUCUGAUCAAAUGAUGUAUGAAACCUGAUUUAUCUACAAAAUGUUAUUUAAAAAUAAUAUUUUAUGAUUUUUAAAUAAAAUAAUAAUCCAUGUGUUGUUAUUAUCUGGAUUUAAGCAUAAUUGAAGACCAAAUGAAGGGCAGAUAUGUUGUUUGUAUCUGUUUAGGGCAAUUUCGUGUUGUUUAUUCUUUUGAGUGUUAUUUUAGGAUAAAUCUCAUGAUGUCUUUUGCCAUUUUACAUUCAUACAGUGUGUAAUUUGUAAGAAAACAAAGCAAAACAAAUUAUUCUGAUUGAUGUUUUGUCAUAUUUGUGUAACUUUUAAGCACAAAACAAAUGG